This is a messenger RNA of Salvia hispanica, 2508 nucleotides long. RefSeq names its product FT-interacting protein 1-like. Lineage: Eukaryota; Viridiplantae; Streptophyta; Magnoliopsida; Lamiales; Lamiaceae. The record is from RefSeq and is a predicted model, not a curated record.
UUACACAUAAACCAUUCAAUCCAAACCUCAAACCCUCAAACAAAGUUGUUACCAGUAAUAAACUAAGCUCAUCACUUCAAAUCAACACAUUAUUUCAAACAUCAAACAUUUCUUCACUUCCAAAUCCAAAUCCAAAUCCAUCAUGAAUCCCCUCGACGACUACCGAAUCAAAGACACAAAGCCGCGGCUCGGCGAGCGCUGGCCCCACGGCGGCAGCGGCAACCGGAGCUGGAUCUGCGGCGACAAGAUCAGCACCACCUACGACCUGGUCGAGCAGAUGUUCUACCUCUACGUCCGCGUCGUCAAAGCCCGCGACCUCCCCACCAACCCCGACCCCUACGUCGAGGUCAAGCUCGGCAACUACAGGGGCAAAACGCAGCGUUUCGACAACAAAACCUCGCCCGAAUGGAACCAGGUCUUCGCCUUCUCCAAACACAAAAUCCACUCCUCCACCCUCGAAGUCUCGGUCCGCGACAAGGAGACGCUCGGCAGAGACGACUUCCUCGGCCGAGUUCAAUUCGAUCUCAAUGAGAUCCCCACGAGGCUCCCUCCCGACAGCCCCCUCGCCCCGCAGUGGUACCGCCUCGAGGACCGCCACCGCCUCCUCCGAGGGGAACUCAUGCUCGCGGUCUGGAUCGGAUCGCAAGCGGACGAGGCCUUCCCCGAGGCGUGGCAUUCGGACGCCGCCGCCGUGCAUGGCGACGGAGUUUUCAGCGUCCGGUCCAAGGUGUACGUUUCGCCUAAGCUGUGGUACCUCCGGGUCCACGUCAUCGAGGCGCAGGACGUGGAGGGGGAGGACCGGAGCCAGCCUCCGCCGGCUGUGUUUGUGAAGGGUGUGGUUGGGAAUCAGGUUGGGAAGACUAAGAUUUUCCCGAACCGGACCGCGAACCCGGUUUGGAACGAGGAUUUGUUGUUCGUUGUCGCGGAGCCUUUCGAGGAUGUUUUGAUUGUGACGGUAGAGAGUAAGGUGGCCCCCACGCGGGACGAGGUGGUCGGGAGGAUGAGCGUCUCGAUGAACGCGCUGGAGCGGCGGAUGGACCACCGGCCGGUCCACUCGCGCUGGUUUAAUUUGGACCGGUUCGGGAUGGGGGAUUACAUGGAGGGGAAGGGGCCGAAAUUCUCGACGAGGAUCCAUUUGAGGGCAUGUCUGGAGGGCGGGUACCACGUGUUGGACGAGUCCACGUUGUACAUUAGCGACCAACGGCCUACCACCCGACAGCUGUGGAAGCAGCCGAUCGGGAUUCUCGAGGUCGGGAUACUUAGCGCGAACGGGCUUCUCCCCAUGAAAGUGCGGGACGGGAGGGGUACCACGGACGCAUACUGUGUGGCCAAAUACGGCCACAAGUGGGUCCGUACGCGGACGGUAGUAGAGAGCUUUAGUCCAAAAUGGAACGAGCAGUACACGUGGGAGGUGUACGACCCGUGCACGGUGGUCACGCUAGGCGUGUUGGAUAAUUGCCACUUAGCGGGCGGGAACGGAAGGGACUCGAGAAUCGGGAAGGUCCGGAUCCGGCUAUCGACACUAGAGACGGAUAAAAUCUACACACAUUCAUAUCCAUUGCUAGUCCUACAACCCUCAGGAUUGAAGAAAAUGGGAGAGUUGCAUCUUGCAUUUAGGUUUACUUGCAUUUCAUUAACACAAAUCAUAUACUUAUAUAGUAGGCCACUAUUGCCAAAAAUGCAUUACAUUCAACCAUUCACAAUAAGUCAAUUAGAUAAAUUGAGAAAUGAAGCAAUGAAGAUUGUUGCAUCAAGAUUAGGGAGAGCAGAGCCUCCCCUGAGAAAAGAAGUGGUAGAAUACAUGCUAGAUGUAGACUCUCACAUGUGGAGCAUGCGGCGUAGCAAGGCCAAUUUCUUCCGAAUCGCCUCCUUCUUCUCGGGCCUAAUCGCCACGAGCAGGUGGAUAACACAAGUUUGUCAAUGGAAGAAUCCGAUCACCACCGUUCUAGUCCACGUCCUCCUAUGCAUCCUCGUGUGCUACCCGGAGCUAAUCCUCCCCACCGGCUUCCUCUACAUGUUUUUCAUCGCGGUGUGGAACUUUAGGCUCCGGGCUAGCCACCCUCCGCACAUGGACACAAAAAUGUCUUGGGCGGAGGGAGUGCAUCCGGACGAGCUUGAUGAGGAAUUUGACACGUUCCCAACAUCUAGACCACAGGACGUGGUCCGGAUGAGGUAUGAUCGAGUUAGGAGCGUGGCCGGGAGGAUACAGACCGUGGCGGGGGAUAUGGCGACACAAGGAGAGAGGUUUCUUGCAUUGCUAAGCUGGAGGGAUCCAAGAGCAACCACCAUUUUCCUACUAGUUUGCCUUUGUGCAGCUGUUGUUCUCUUUGUUACUCCUUUCAAGAUUGUUACUCUUUUGGUAGGCUUGUUUUUGCUUAGGCAUCCAAGAUUUAGGAGCAAGAUGCCUUCAGCUCCGAGCAGCUUCUUCCGUCGAUUACCCGCUCGAACCGAUAGCAUGUUGUAGUAACUCUUAUUUCUGAGUUUUUUCCAGUCUCGUAUUUUGUUUCA